UGCGAAACCGAGACAGCCUUGUGCUCCAACGCUCCGGCUAAGCAGCGUUUUGAACCGCGUGACCGAAAUUUGCCGUGUAUUUGUGCUACGUGGCGUCGGGGGCCAUGCCUGCCACCAAGGUGACACCACUGCGCCGCACGUUGCUGCGGCAGCUGAGCAACCUUCGUGGCCCGCAUGUACACCGACACACAAGCUUUGAUGUCUGGGCCCUCGGCAUCACGAUCGUCAUUGGCGGGCAGUACUUUUCAUGGAACGCGGGUCUGGCGGCUGGCACGCUCAGCUAUGGCAUCUCGGUUGUGCUCAUGGGCGUCGCGUAUCUGUGUCUGACCUUGUCGAUGUCUGAAAUGACAAGCAUGCUGCCGUUUGCCGGUGGCGCGUACGGUCUCGCCCGGUGUACACUGGGGUACUACGUUGGGUUCCUCAUGGGCUGCUGCGAAGCAAUCGAAUACAUCAUGUACGUGACAUGCUCUGUCGUGCAGCUAGGUCGGAUGCUCACGACGCGGUGGCCCGACCUGGCCAAGUGGCAGUUUGGCGUGUGGUUUGUCGUGUAUGCGGUCGCGUGCGGGGGCCUCCUCGUCGGCGGCAAGUUGUUCUGGAGAUGGAACGCCGUGCUGGCGUUGACAUCGAUUGGAGUCCUCCUCGUGUACUGCGUUGGGUCGGCGGGGAAAGUCGACCUUGCAGCAAAUGCAGGCGGGGGUGCCCAUUUCGUGAUUGGCGGCGCCAUGUCGCUGAUGAAAUACCACCCCCUCGCCUCGUGGUUCUUUGUCGGGAUCGAAGCACUCAACACCAUGUCCAACGAAGUGCACAACCCCAAGGUGACCAUUCCACGAGGCCAAAUCGCGUGCAUGCUGACGCUGCUUGUGACGGGCGCGUCCGUGUUUGUGGUUACCAUCGGGUUGCCCCCUGGGAUGCCUGCCGUCGCGACCGAGCUCAUGCCCAUGAAUGUGGGCUUCGUCCUAUUGUUUGGCGUGUCGAGUUCGUCCGCGGCGCUCUUUUCCGUCCCGGCUACGUUUGCCACGAUCCAAGGCUUCAUUUUGGCGUACGCAAACAUCGUGUCUGCGCUCGCGUGUUCCAAGCUGCUUCCGCACGGCCUACAGCGGUCAUGGCGCAACUGUGAUGCCCCCGUGUUUGCUAUUGCGGGAGGCAGCGCCCUCAGCUUUGGGCUAUGCUUUGUCGACUACUACAUCGUUGGGCUAGACGGGAUACUGUUCAACGUGUGCAUGCUGUUUGCUUGCAUCGGGUACACGUCGCAGUGCAUUGGGUACAUCUACUUGAAGAAGCAGUGCGUAAGCUUAAGUCGUGGGUUCCACAGCCCGUUUGGCAUUCCCGGCGCAGUCGUGUCGAUGGUCGUGUGGGUCUUUACCAUGGUAUCCAUCAUUGGGUUUCAAGACGACCACGAAAACAGCUUGAUCGUGGCGCUGGCUAUCGUGGCGGCGCUUACGUUGUACUACCACUGCUUUGCCAAGUACCGCCAGACGUUUUCCGAAGACGAGCGGCGUGUGCUCUUUCCCGUGCAUGUUGCGAUCCUGAACGCCGCCCCACAGACUCAUCGUGCGCUUCGCGGCCAGUCGACGUCCGAGCGCAUGGUUAUGAACUUCAAUCCGUCCUUGAAAAAGUUGAUGUUUGUUCCCACGACAUUGCAUCUGUCAACGAUCAAGUCGGCGACCACGAUGCAGCUGCACGGGUCCAAGCUCCAUGAGGAUGCUUCGCAGCCUCCAGAAGCAGCGCCAGCUCAAGAAUGCCGAGUUGCCGACCGAGCCAGCAGCCGGGAAACUCCUCCGCCACGAAUGGUGCGAGCUCCAACAGAGCUCGAUCUCCAUCAGUCGAUUCGAAAAACUUAACUUGAAACAGAAGGAACGUACCCUGACGCUAUACAGCCUCGCAGUCUUGAUAUCGGC
This is a messenger RNA of Aphanomyces invadans, 1898 nucleotides long. RefSeq lists its product as hypothetical. The record is from RefSeq and is a predicted model, not a curated record. Lineage: Eukaryota; Oomycota; Saprolegniomycetes; Saprolegniales; Verrucalvaceae. The coding region runs from base 105 to 1841 and encodes 578 amino acids. Gene Ontology annotation, cellular component: membrane. Gene Ontology annotation, biological process: transmembrane transport. The transcript has 2 exons.